Manihot esculenta (cassava) is the source of this 1800-nucleotide messenger RNA. RefSeq names its product peroxidase 11. Gene Ontology annotation, molecular function: heme binding; peroxidase activity. Gene Ontology annotation, biological process: hydrogen peroxide catabolic process; response to oxidative stress. NCBI's taxonomy places the organism in Eukaryota, Viridiplantae, Streptophyta, Magnoliopsida, Malpighiales, Euphorbiaceae. The coding region runs from base 508 to 1644 and encodes 378 amino acids. The record is from RefSeq and is a predicted model, not a curated record. The transcript is spliced from 4 exons.
AUGAGUACCCUAAUCUUGCACUUCAAGGUCAUGAUUCUGAUUGAUGAUCUUCCUCCAUCUAAUUUUCACUCUUUGAAAAGCAAUCAAAAUUGCGAGCAAGACACAGGUUAUGCCCUUCUGUUUUCUUCAAGAAUAAUUUAAGACACAUGUGAAUUGACCUUGAUAUGUCAUUGAAAUUAAUAUAUAUUUGAGGUCACACAUAUUUUCAUCUUUGUUUAACUUGCAUUUGUUCAAAUCCGACCAUCCAACCAUGCAUGAAGUCCACACCAAAGAAAAUUUCUAAAAAAGGUUCAAGCCGAGAUACACAAUGUGCGUAAUACUCAACUUGGGCAUGGAGGUGAUCUAUGAAUCUUGAAAUUUUGAAAGUUGAUGUUGUAAAAUAUAGCAAGAGAUGUUAGCAGUUCUCAGUUUGCUGUUUGGUGAUUUUAGUUUUGGAAUCCCCACCAACCAUCCCACCAUUAGUUAGUUGCAUCUGCUAUUGACGAUUCACAUUAUACUCAAACGCCCAUGCAAAAGAAGCAAAACGCAAAGCUUUUCUCUUAUAUAUCUCACUUUCCAACCCAUUUCUCCCACUCUGAUCUUCUUCUCUCAUUCAAGAAAUCCAAGAAAGCAACAAUGGCAUUGGCACCUCUCCUUCACUCUAAGCUUCCUUCGCUGCAGCUUCUUCUUUUGAUUUCUAUCUUCAUAUUCUGCAGCAGCUUGUAUGCAAGUGAUGACCCUCCUUUGUCAUUGGACUACUAUGCAUCUACUUGCCCCGCUGUGUUCGACAUUAUCAGGAAAGAAAUGGAAUGUGAAGUUCUUUCAGAUCCACGUAAUGCAGCUCUUGUAGUCCGACUACAUUUCCACGACUGUUUUGUCCAGGGAUGUGAUGGUUCAGUUUUGCUAGAUGACACAAUCACGUUGCAAGGAGAGAAGAAAGCUUCUCCAAACGUAAACUCCCUGAUAGGUUUUAGCAUCAUUGAUAAAAUCAAGAACAAGGUGGAAUCUGAGUGCCCUGGAAUCGUUUCCUGCGCUGAUAUCCUCACUAUCGCUGCAAGAGAUGCAGUGAUUCUGGUUGGUGGACCAUAUUGGGAUGUUCCUGUCGGAAGGAAAGAUUCAAAGACUGCAAGUUACGAGCUUGCAUCAGCAAAUAUUCCAACAGCAGAUGAAGGUCUGGUGUCAAUCAUUUCCAAGUUUCUUUAUCAGGGCCUCUCUGUUAAAGACAUGGUAGCUCUUUCAGGGGCUCACACUAUAGGAAUGGCUCGGUGUGCGAACUUUCGAGCAAGGAUUUAUGGAGACUUCGAAACCACUUCAGAAAGAAGUCCAAUCUCUGAGACAUACCUGAGUAACCUGAAAUCUACAUGUCCAGCUGCCGGAGGAGGAGACGACAACGUAUCAGCAAUGGAUAAUGUCACUCCUAACCUUUUCGACAAUUCUUACUUUCAGAUUCUAUUGAAAGGAGAAGGACUAUUGAACUCAGACCAAGAAUUGUAUUCAAGCAUGCUUGGGGUUCAGACAAAGAAGCUUGUAGCGAAGUAUGCUCAUGACCCAGUUGGUUUUUUCAAGCAAUUCUCUGAUUCUAUGGUGAAAUUGGGGAACAUCACCAAUCCUGAUAGCUUUACUAAUGGAGAAGUCAGGAAGAACUGCAGAUUUGUGAACACAUGAGCUGCCAAACCAUGAAACUGAAUUCUAUAAUGAGUUUAUUUAUAUUUGUUUCUCAUACCAAGAAGUGAAAAACACAAAUUUAUCUGUAAGAGCUUUUGGAUAUUCAAAAACUUCCCAAAAAAAAAAAGGAAAAAGAAAAAGCUAUUGGAUGUUGAA